CGCGUGAACGCGCAGCGCUGUCGGACUCGCGCAGAGGAGGAGAGGGCGCGCGCAUGCUCGUGCACGAGGCGGAAUGAACGCUAAUGUGGAAGAUGGCGUCGGAGGGAGGUGGGAAGGAGUCGAACGAAAUUAAAACUCAGUUCAGCACACGGGAGGGCGUUUAUAAACUCCUGCCGAACUCCGAGUACAGCCGACCGAACCGCGUGUCGUUCAACUCGCAGGGCUCGAACCCGGUGAAAGUCUCGUUCGUGAACGUGAACGACCAAUCCGGUAACGGCGAGAGAAUCUGUUUCAAUGUGGGCCGGGAGCUUUACUUUUACAUUUAUAAAGGCGUCAGGAAGGCCGCUGACUUGAGCAAACCUGUAGACAAGCGGAUGUAUAAGGGAACACUUCCCACGUGUCACGACUCUAACGUGCUGACCGCCACAGCGGAGAGCGUCUCGCUGCUCGUGGGCUUCUCUACAGGGCAAGUACAGCUCAUUGACCCCAUCAAAAAGGAAACCAGCAAACUUUUUAAUGAAGAUAGACUAAUUGAGAAGUCCCUGGUGACGUGUUUAAAGUGGGUGCCGGGUUCAGAGCAACUGUUCCUGGUGUCUCACAGCAGCGGAUGUUUGUACCUGUACAAUGUGGAGCACACCUGUGGAACGACUCCGCCGCAUUACCAGCUCCUGAAGCAGGGCGAGAGCUACGCCGUUCACACCAACAAGAGCAAAUCGGCCCGCAAUCCUCUCCUCCGCUGGACGGUGGGCGAAGGCGCGGUCAACGAGUUUGCCUUCUCGCCCGACGGGAAGUUUCUGGCGUGCGCCGGUCAGGACGGCUUCCUGCGGGUGUUUUGCUUCGACACGGCAGAACUGCAAGGCAGCAUGAAGAGCUACUUCGGCGGGCUCCUGUGCGUUUGCUGGAGCCCCGACGGACGGUACAUAGUGACCGGUGGGGAAGACGACCUCGUGACGGUCUGGUCGUUUUCGGACUCCCGGGUUAUCGCUCGCGGACGAGGGCACAAGUCGUGGGUGAGCGUCGUGGCGUUCGAUCAUUGCAUCACUAGCGUUCAAGACUGCGAGGAAUUCUGCGCGAGCGACGAAGACUUCCAGGACCAGGUGCAAUUCAACGGAAGUCGCGAACGAGCAAAUAGCGCGCAAUCUAGACUAUCCAAUAGGAACUCUACGGAUGGACGCGGCGUUAGCGUGACGUACCGGUUUGGCUCGGUCGGUCAGGACACCCAGUUAUGCUUAUGGGACCUUACAGAAGACAUCCUGUUUCCGUUAUCCAGAACCAGGACUCUUACGAACGCAAUGAGCGGGGAAACCGGAACUAUUUCUAACGGAAACAAUAGCAUGAAUUCUCCUUUACCGCGGUCGAAUAGUUUGCCACACUCGUCAGGCAGCAGCCCGAGCGGCAAACCCGCCAACAGCAUCGUAGAAAGCGUCAACAAGUUCGCAACGUUAGCGUUGCACGAAAUGCGUAAGGAGCCGACUCAGGAAAAGGAGCACAAACGCAAUCACAGCAUAAGCUACAUCGGCAACAAGAGCAGCGACAAGCUCAACCAGAUCAUCGGCGCGCGAGCGGCUAAAACGCAGGCCGCUAAGACGCUGGGAACGAGCUGGUGUCCGCGCAUGGAGGAAAUCCCGCUGCUGGAGCCGCUGGUUUGUAAGAAAAUCUCCCAGGAGAGACUCACUGUGCUGAUCUUCCUCGAGGACUGUCUGGUCACCGCCUGUCAGGAGGGAUUCGUUUGCACCUGGGCACGACCUGGAAAAGCGGGCCUGUUGUUGUCCCAAAACCCAGCCAACUCUCCCGGCGGGACGGUCGUAUAACCGGAAUCCAAAAUCAGCAAAAAAUAUGUAUUUUGCAUAAACAAAUUAAGCCAUUAAAUUUUAUGCAUUAUUUUCAAUUAAACAUGUUUUCAGCCAAACUCUUUAAUUACUGUGAUGCAAUAUAUUGUGAAGUACGACCGAAAGUACCAUGAGUUUAAUUAAAAGCUGAAUAACUGGAUGGUUUUCACUACUGUAUUACGUGAAUGUUUUUCACGUUUCAAGAAGCUGUUGUCAUAAAUACAAUGAAAACGAAUGUUUAUUUGGGGGAAAUAUUUUGUCCUCGGCAGGUUUUGAGAAUCAUUUGCACUAAAUAAUUAGGAUCAUGUUUGGAGUCUCCCUGUAAAUGAAACUUGUGAGCAUUUAUUUUAAUGUUGUUUCAAAGGAAACCGAUUAUUGUACAAUGUGUAAAUAUUGUAAAUUACAGCUUUAUGACCGAAUAAUCACACAAAAUAGAAAACAGUUGUAUUUCUAAUGAAGAGGAGUAUAUAUAUGUAUAAAUUGAUCUUAAAUAA
Messenger RNA from Carassius gibelio (silver crucian carp), 2323 nucleotides. RefSeq names its product WD repeat domain 20b (gene wdr20b). Gene Ontology annotation, molecular function: protein binding. The coding region runs from base 84 to 1811 and encodes 575 amino acids. NCBI's taxonomy places the organism in Eukaryota, Metazoa, Chordata, Actinopteri, Cypriniformes, Cyprinidae. The record is from RefSeq and is a predicted model, not a curated record. The transcript is spliced from 4 exons.